AUGGAACGGUUUAAGAUUUGUGAAAAGGAGACAAAGACAAAAGCUUUCUCCAAAGAAGGCCUAGGACAACAGCCUAAAACUGAUCCAAAGGAGAAAGCCAAGUCAGAGACUAGAGAUUGGUUGAACAAUACGGUGUCUGAGUUAGAAUCUCAAAUCGAUAGCUUUGAAGCUGAGAUGGAGGGGCUAUCUAUUAAGAAAGGAAAAGCAAGACCUCCAAGACUGAAGUCUUUUUGCCAAAAGCAUUCUCAUCAGCAAAAAGUUCAUAUUGAUUUAGUAUAACAUAAUUCAAGCAAUACAUAUUUAGUCAUGGGUUUCUUUUAAUGUUGUACAUGUUUUGUUUUCUAUAAUAAAUAUUAUGCAAUAUUAGCCAUAUUUACUUAAUAUUGAAAUGAUUAUUUGUAUUUGAC
This is a messenger RNA of Lactuca virosa, 407 nucleotides long. The record is from the annotation of a GenBank genome assembly. Lineage: Eukaryota; Viridiplantae; Streptophyta; Magnoliopsida; Asterales; Asteraceae.